Messenger RNA from Oppia nitens, 944 nucleotides. RefSeq lists its product as uncharacterized. The transcript is spliced from 4 exons. The record is from RefSeq and is a predicted model, not a curated record. NCBI's taxonomy places the organism in Eukaryota, Metazoa, Arthropoda, Arachnida, Sarcoptiformes, Oppiidae. The coding region runs from base 1 to 861 and encodes 286 amino acids.
AUGGACUAUUUGAGCGAAAUUAAUGAAAGUCUACAUCAUCUGAGAGAAAAUAAUAAGACAUUAAAAGGACGGUUAGCCGAUAGUGGUAAUCAAAUACAUGAGCUCAGGCAACAAAAUGUCGACCUGGAGUCACACAUCGAUGAUGUCGUUGACAACAACAGUGAUACAGAUAAGAGUACAUGCAAACGGGUUAUUGCCGGCGCAAAACUGGCCAACAAAGUAGACAUAUUGGCCACCAGUGACGACACUACCGACGAUAUUGGCGGCAGCAUCGGUAGCCCUGACCAACGAUUCGAGUCGACAGUAUGCGAACUAAGCUUACUGGCCGUACGGUUACAGUUGGCCACAUUCGGCGAAAUUGCCGACUAUUUGAAACAAGAAAUACGGGUGAAAACGGGUACAAUUUGUUUGGUUACUUGUGGACAGUAUGGUUUGUAUGACUAUCAGACAUGGGUGGAUAAAAAUCGUAAAUAUUUAGCCCUAAAAAUUGGCGAUCUAUUUAUCAUGGUCAAUCAAAUACAUACAAAGUUUACCGACUAUCUAAACAAUGCCAAACAGGAACCCAUUGUCGAGUUAACCCAGAAAAGUGAUUACGUGGACCUAUUGUUUGAGGAACGGGUGAUUGAAUUGGCCAAAGAAAUCGUAAUGUCCUCACAGUUUCGCAAUGCUAUCAGUAUUGCCGACUAUCUGAAAGAUGAACUGAACAACCGUUACGGCAAAUACUACGGUACCAAUUGGUUGGUCACCUGUGGUUUCGGUAAACUAUACGAUCUGUCAAUUAGUCUAAAAUCGGGAAAACAGCGAAAAUUUCUAGAUUUUCUUAUCAAUGAUUUCCGAUUUACUGUAUUUCAGACAUCAUAAGACCUGAGUGAGUGAGUGAGUGAUUAAUUGAAGAGUGAGUGAGUGAGUGAGUGAGUUAGUGAGUGAGUGAGAGAGAGAGAGAG